AUGUCUGACACCGGAGAAUUCUUCAAGAAAUUCCACGAGACGAUCAACAACAGUCUGGAUGAUGUGUCGAGAAACAACUUCGCCAAUUUGGAAUCCAAUUCAAAACGUGUAUCAUAUUUGUGCAAUUUACCGGCCAUCAAGGCUUACGAUCUGUCUGUUGACAUCGAAAAAUGUCAAACUGGUGGAGAUUUUCCAGUGAGGAAAGAUAUGGAAAAAGCGCGCCAAUUGAAAGACGACGGAAAUAAAGCGGUGCAAAAAGGCGAUUGGGCUAAGGCUUUGCAAUUUUACAGUCAAGGAAUGGUGUUUGUACCGCAAAAAGAAACUGAAGAACUUUCAAUACUCUACGCAAAUCGAUCAGCUGCCCUUAACCACUUAGAGCAGUAUGAAGAGACUUUAGCAGAUAUUAAGCGUUGCCUCUCGUUAGGCUAUCCACGGCAUUUGCGGUACAAGGUGUACGAACGAAAGGCUCAAACUUUACUCGUUCUGAAAAGAAAUCAAGAAGCCAUAACCGCUUUCCAGGACACCAUAAGUGCGCUAGACGAAGCGAACAGCCUAAACAAGGAGAAAAGACAAAAAAUGCGAACGGACGCCAAAUUGAUGUUGGAAAUCCUGAACAAGGGCCUCACGUUGGCCGGCAAUCCAAAGGACCCGGAGCCCCUUAAUAAAACGCCCCCUAGGCCGAAGCUACCGGGAAAGAACAACCCGCAAUACCCAGCUGCGUCCGAAGCCGUGCAUAUCGAUUACGAUGAAGUGAGGGGGAGGUUUGCUACUGCCACCAGAGACGUACGGGCUGGGGAGACUCUGUUGAUCGAGAAACCAUUCAGCGGAGUGCUGUUAGGGGAAUACUCUAAGACGCAUUGUCAAAACUGUUUUACUAGAUGUUUAGUUCCUUUGCCGUGCCCGAGAUGUCCGAACGUGAUAUUCUGCAGCGAAAAGUGUUCGGAAGUCGCCCAGAAAACCUACCACGGCUACGAAUGCCAGAUCCUACCAGUUCUUUGGAAGUCGGGCUGCUCCAUCACCUGCCACAUAGCGUUACGGAUGAUCACACAAAACAAAAGAGAUUACUUCAACGAAGUAGCUGCAACUAUAAACGAAAAACCCAAAGGCGUUUAUAAGACCGGUGACUAUAGGAUUAUCUAUCAUUUAGUGUCCCACGAAGAUAAGAGGACGAAACAGGACUUUCUUCAUAGGACGCAAAUGGCGGCGUUCUUAGUGAAGCUGCUGGAGAUAAGUGGCUACUUCGACGGUAAGCCGAGAGAGAAGCCGGUGGAAAUCGACGAGCUGAAGUCGAUGGGCGUGGAUGAGAAGUACAAGGAAGACGUGGAUUUAAUCGGCGGCCUGAUAUUGAGGAAUCUACAGAUUCUUCAGUUCAACGCGCACGAAGUGUUCGAGUUGCAAUGCCCCAAGCCGAGGGUCGGAAAGAACAUUAUCAAGCAUACCGGCAAAUCGGUCUUCUUGGCGGGGGCUGUCUUCCCGACCCUUGCUCUCUUCAACCAUUCAUGCGACCCCAGCGUGGUCAGAUACUUUUGCGGAUCGUACAUCGUCGUUAGAGCUGUCAAAAACAUAAAAAGAGGCGAAGAAGUGGCCGAGAACUACGGGCCCAUUUUCACAACCGUGCCUAGGGAAAAGCGCCAAGCCGAUUUGAAGGAGCAGUACUGGUUCGAUUGCGCUUGUAUACCUUGCCAGCAAAACUGGCCGCGGUAUGAAGAGAUGACUGAAAAUUAUAUGAGGUUUAAAUGCGACUCGGACAAUCCAUGCUCCAACGUGAUAGCGGUGCCUUACGAUUGCCAGGAGUUUAUGAUCAAAUGUGACUUAUGUGAACAGCACACCAACAUUCUGAAAGGCCUUAAAUCACUACAGGUGAGUUCU
Iphiclides podalirius (scarce swallowtail) is the source of this 1869-nucleotide messenger RNA. The record is from the annotation of a GenBank genome assembly. NCBI's taxonomy places the organism in Eukaryota, Metazoa, Arthropoda, Insecta, Lepidoptera, Papilionidae.